UUAAAAAACCUACCAAAGAAAGUUUAUAGAAGUUGUAAUGAAUUUUAGCGACGACCCACUGGCUGAUUUACUCAGUGAUAAUAGUUUGGACAAUGACAACUUCUUCGACGCGCCACCCGGCGGCAAUGCAAAAAAACUGCCCAAAUCCAACAAAGCCAAGACUAAACUGGAGGAUCUCUUUGGCAUAAAAGAGGAAUCGGAACCGGACGCCCAAAAUGCCACUGCAGCAAAACAAACUAAUGCCAAACCGUCUGCUUCGAGCACACCGCGCAUUGUCAAACAGAAGCCGACGCUAUCGAUGGACGAUGCCGACGAUGAUGACUUAGGAUUUGAUCCCAAGCGGCCAAAGAGCAGCGGUGGCGCCAGGAAAAACCUAUUCGACGAUUUGCUCGGGGCGGCAGAGCCUAAACGAAACAUUUUUGAUGAAAUUUUAAGCGGCAACGAGGCCGCACCCAAACGUCCCGCUACUGCAAAACCCUCAAUGUCCCGCCAGUCAACGGAUACAACGACGGACAACUCCAACGUGCACUCACAGGCGCGCCCUAAAACAGCAGCGGGCGCGGGCGCGGGCAGGCGCAGUUCAGCCUCUGUCCAAUCCGCCAAUCUCAACGCGGAUCCUUUGGGUCUAUUUGGUAGAGAGAAGGACACAAAUGCCACAGUUUCGGGUAUGUCAACGCCCGUGUCCAAGAAGCGCGGCACGGCUGACUGGCUAGGCUUGGCUGCAGCGCCCGCAGCUGCCGAGGGGGAGCUGGAACGUGCCGCCUCGCCACCAACGCCAAAGUUAACCAAAGAGCACCCACCAGCGCCAAAGAAUACCUCCGACAUGCUGCGCAUUCCCGACUCGGACGAGGCGGAGCACGAGCCGCAACAACAGCCAAGCACGCGGCCGACUGGGGACACCACAGUGCAAAAGAUCCUAUUGCUAAACAGCCUAAACUUGGAGAGCAACCACAGCUACAGUGCUCUGCAACAGCAGGAGACGCAGCUGACGAUCGCUGCCCAAAUGAAGGACCAGGAGCGCGCACUGCUCGAAAUGCAGCUGAAGCAGGAGACGCAGGAUCGCAAGUUUCAUGAGCUGCUGCAGCAGCAACUGCAGCGCCAGCAGCAAAUGGAGGAGCACAUCAAGGCGCAGCAGGAACGCAUCAAUAUGCAACUGCAGUUGAUGAUGAGUCAGCCCGUCUUGGUGCGUGCCGAGCGCCCAGAAUAUCUGCCAGCUGCUGCUGAAAUCAAAGCGAAAAUCCCAUCUGAUUCCGUGCCAGCCAAAGAUGACGGCAAGGAACAGCUGCUGCAGCUGGAAACAGAUGUAAAGCGUAAUUUACUCGAAAAGCAGCGACUUGAGGAGCUGGUGGCCAACAUGAGAGUCAACUACGAGCAGGAAAUCGAAAUGAUCGAGAGCUCCUAUAAAAAACAGCUGAAGGUAUUGGAGCAGCACUUGGCUGCUGUGGAGCAGCGCUUGAAGCUGGAGAACACCGAAAUUACAGAUUACUACUCCGGCAAGUUGGAUAAGCUCAAAGGCGACUAUGAUCUACAGAUCUCCAAUUUAAAGCAGGAUCAUGAGGACGAUUUGCGCAUGCUGCGCAGCUCGCAUGAGGCGGACAUGGAGCGCAUAAGGCAAGCCAAAAUACUGGAGCAGGCCACUGUGCAGGAUCAUGGCAGCUACUUGGAAACGCUGCGCAUGGCAUCCAGCGAUUUGCAAGAGCUGCGCGAGGGCCUGACCACGACCAAGGAGCGCGAACAGCAAUUGGAAUUGCGUGAACGCCGCCUGGCUGACGCGGAGCGCCGUCUAAGGAUCGACGAGGAGGGCGCCGAGCAAGAGAAGCGUCGUCUCAUGGAGCUAGUGAGCACGCUGGAGUUGCAGCUGGAACGCCUGUCCAAGGACUCCGCCGAGGAGAAUUGGCAGCUGCGUCAGCGCAUGGCCAGCAUCGAAUCUGAAAAGAAGGCAUUCGAGCGGGAGAAGCAGUUCCACCGCGAGCAAAUGGAGCGCGACGAGAAGCGAAUCGCGGAGCUAAAAAAUCUGCAGCUGGCCGAGGUUGAGCGCCUGCAGCUGGAUAUGCAGCAGGAGCGCACGCGCCUCCUAGUUGAGCAGCAGAAACUGGAGAUGCAGCACAAACUGCACGAGCAGGGCGACUUGAAUGCUGAGCGACUGGAGCUGGAGGCGCAGCUACAGGUGGCACGAGAUGCCAUUAAGCGAGCGGAUGAGCAGCAGGAGCGCUGUCACAAGCAGCAGCGAGAUCUGGAGCAGCGCAAGCGGGUGCUGCUGGAAAAAGAGAAUGCGCUCAACAUCAAGGAGGAUGAGGUGCUGCACACGUCCAGCGACUAUCGGCGGGCCAUCAAGCGUUUGCACGCUGCCGAGCACAAGGCUCGUGAGGCCGAGCAGCUGCUGCAUGCCAAGCUGCAGCUGCUGACCAACCGUGCACAGGAGCUCAGCGAGAAGGAGGCACAAAUCUCGCAGGAACGCAUGCUGCUUAGCCAAGAUCGCAUGACUCUGCACAAGAUAAAGCAGCAGAUUAGCCAAAGCAAGUGCGCCCUAUGCAAGAUGGGCGUCGAGAACGUGGAAUUCGCGCAACGCAUGGCUGGCCAGGGCAAAGGAAACCAAGGCACCAAGAAUGCAGCGACUCAGCCAGUGACACAGGGUCAGGUGCAGGUGCAGACUCAGUCGAGGUCUCAGCUGGAGAAUAGAAAUGUUAGUCAAACGGGAAUGCCUGUGGGCGAUAUUGUUGAGCGCAUGCUGGACGAAAACAUUGAGGCCUCCUAUCGCAGAAUGUACAAUUUGUCGGAUAAUGAAGAUUUGGACUAUUGGACAACAGUUGGGCUUGAUGACGAUUCCAAAAAAUUAGUCCUGGACAACGGCAAUAGUUUAGACAUCGAAGACUUAAUGUUGGCUAAUCUUAACCUGCACUGAAAACUUUUAAAAUAAAAGAAACACUAUUUCUAAAAUUGUAAAAUU
Messenger RNA from Drosophila novamexicana, 2947 nucleotides. RefSeq names its product trichohyalin (gene twy). The transcript has 2 exons. The record is from RefSeq and is a predicted model, not a curated record. Gene Ontology annotation, biological process: establishment of epithelial cell polarity; cilium assembly. Gene Ontology annotation, cellular component: ciliary basal body; centriole; ciliary transition fiber. NCBI's taxonomy places the organism in Eukaryota, Metazoa, Arthropoda, Insecta, Diptera, Drosophilidae. Bases 38 to 2902 code for a protein of 954 amino acids.